Striga hermonthica is the source of this 579-nucleotide messenger RNA. NCBI's taxonomy places the organism in Eukaryota, Viridiplantae, Streptophyta, Magnoliopsida, Lamiales, Orobanchaceae. The record is from the annotation of a GenBank genome assembly.
AUGAAAAGCCGAUAUCCGGCCUUUGAUUGGAUUUCUGCUGUACUAACCACAAUUUCUGAGGAGUUACCUGAUGUACCACUGUUUUUGAGCUUGCACAACUUGUGUGCAACAUUGAAAUGCACUUCCCCAUCUGCAGUUAUAUUCCGUUCAGCCGUGAUUAAUGCCGGGUAUCGUAUUUCGGGUAGCCAUGUAAACCCGCUGGGUAUGAAAACAGAUGCGCCUAUGAAUGUCAUAUGGGAUAUCAUGCGUUGCUGGGUCAAAAGUCAUCCGGUGAAACCUCAACCAGAAGAUCAGGCUGGAAGUGUGAUUUUAGCCAAGGAACCAAUUCUGCAGGCAAAUUUUAUGCGGGCCGUGGCUUCGCUUAGCAAGGCUCAGGCGAAAAAGGUUGCGAGAUUCCUUCCCAAUCCCGAAAGAUAUUGGGGGCCCAAAGUAAGGGCAGGCCGCCAGAUCACGAGCAAACACGUUUCUCUUUUGGGCCCUGAGGCCAUUAAUGGAAUUCACAAACACGAAGAAGGUGAAGAAGAGCAACCGGCCAAACAUAAGAAGACGAACGAAGAAUCAUCUCCGAAUCUACGAUAA